UUUAAGUUGGGAUUUGGGUUUAUGUAACAAGCAAAAGUAAUAAUAAUACCUAUGUAAUACCUCAGUUAUUCGCAUGAUGGAGCUGUAAAAACAGUAAUAGACGUUUAAGACAUCGUCAACAUCCGGCGACACGUCUGCCCUCAGUCAGUCUGUGUAACACAAUCGUUAUGCUUGUUUUAGUCGUGUCCAGAAUUACUUAUAAUUUAAAAGCAAUUUAAAGGUUAAUUCCGUGCAUUUGACACUUCAGUGAGUCCGUUUAAAAGACCGUUUUUAAACUGUGUUAGCGCCAGCGCCGUGCUGCAAAUGGGGGAGGUGAGGAAGCUGCAGAAGAAGUUGAGACAGAUUGAGAAUCUGGAAAUAAAAAUCAGUCUAACCCCAGAGGAGAGAUUUAAGAUCUCCAGGAAGGCGGAGCUGCGUUCCAGAUUGGCUGAGCUUCAGCCGCAGCGUUCUGGCCCGCAGCAAACUCUGGGGAUUGUGGGAGACGGAAAAAAGGAGAAGAUGAAAAGACAAGUAGAAGAUGCUCCUGAGGCCAUUCCACCACAAACACCCCCUGCCUCAAAGAUCCUGAAGGGGGACAAGAAGUUCAAGAAGCAGGCGUCACCGUCACCAGCUGUCAGACGGGAGGAGACAGCGGUGGACGCAGAGACGGGCCGAGAAGACCGGGAGUCAGAUCAGAGCCCAGACCCGACAGGAAGCUCUCCACACGAGCAGCAGCUACGACAGGAAGAAGCUGAGUUCACGUCCCUCAGAGCAUCAUGGGAGAAGGCGAAGUUUCGCUUGCGGCCGUUGGAGGGACACAACGACAUCGUCACGUGUGUGGUCGCUGUCGACAACCUGGUGAUCUCUGGAAGCCGAGACACGACAGUGAAGGUGUGGCACGUCCCCACCGCAACAGAGCAGAAGAACCUGGGGGGCCACACAGGUGGGGUCACCUGUCUCUGUGCCCCUCCCCCAGAGUACUGCAGGAGGCUGGCGAGGUCCCUGUCUCUGUCCGACAAGGAGCGGUUUAUUUUGAGCGGCUCGGCGGACUGCUCUGUGAAGAUCUGGGCGUUGAACAUCGGCCAGUGUGUUAAAUCCAUCUACACGUUCAACUCGGUGACGGCGCUCUGCUUCGUGUCCAUGGGCGACGGCUACAUCGUCACUGGAUCAGACGGGGGGAAGGUUCAAGUCUGGAGCUGGCAGACUUUUGAAAACUGCCAGUCAAUUAACUCUCACCAGGAAGCAGUCACCUCCAUCCAGACUCAAGGUCCGCUGGUGUUCAGCGGCUCAGCUGAGGGGGGGGUGUCUGUGUGGGAGAACCAGUGUUGGGAUCGUGACCCCCUGAGGCUGCUUCACCACUGGCCUGGUCAGGUGACGGGCUGUGGAGGGGGAGCGGGGGGGCGACUGACCCUCAGCCCACGGGGGGACAGAGUUUUCCUGGCCUACGGUCAAGCCUGGCUGAAAAUCCUUCAGUGGAGAAACGGAUCAACAUCCAGGCUGACCAAUCACAGCAGCAUCACCGGAGUAACAGAUUGUGUCCACCAGACAGGAGGCCUCCUAAUUGGCUCCUGCUACGAUCUGACAAACGGGGAGAGCACACUCAACUUGUUCUCUUUACCCCAGUGUCGCUACCUGACCUCUCUGACCUGGCCUGAGUCUCCCAGAAUGCUCUGCUUUGCCACGUGGACCACAGGGAGUGGGGACCACCGCUGGGUAACGGGGGGCCGCAGCCUCAUCGUGUGGGAGCAGCUGUCCAGUUCUGGGAGGCAGAGGGGUGACGUCACCGUGAGGAGGGACAGUCGGCUGGACUGCUGUCUGGAAUCAGAGGGAGAAACAGAAGACGACGAUGAGACGGACGGUUACGACCACGACCACGACCACGACGACAGCUGUGACGACACAGACGGACGGUGUGAUGGCGUGGAGGACGGUGGGUCCACUUCCUGGUUGCGCUGCGUUCUCCAGUGAGGAGCGGAGGAUACCACGGCCCGCAGUCAUGAAGAGGAAAUGAGAGGGAGGGGGGUGAGGGGGGGUGAGGUGUUGGGGGGAGCAUAUGGAAGCAGAAGCGAGC
Cynoglossus semilaevis (tongue sole) is the source of this 2050-nucleotide messenger RNA. Its product is annotated as nuclear distribution protein nudF. The coding region runs from base 304 to 1947 and encodes 547 amino acids. The record is from RefSeq and is a predicted model, not a curated record. NCBI's taxonomy places the organism in Eukaryota, Metazoa, Chordata, Actinopteri, Pleuronectiformes, Cynoglossidae. The transcript has 13 exons. Gene Ontology annotation, molecular function: protein binding.